UGGGCAAAGUCUAAUUUUGUUGUAGUCCCGCGGCAGAUGAUGGGAAAUGAAUGAAGCAAGCUAGCAAUUAGCUAGCGACAACAACAUCACAGCAUAUUAACUGGUAAUAUGCUGCAACAAGAAACCACUGAAUAAUAAAUUCAUUUGGGCUGCGUAGAGGACCCACCUACUGGCUUCCGCAUGCUUGGCACAUCAGCUAAGCAGGACAGCCAAUUGUUCCUGGGUGGAUGUGCUAAUAACAAACGUUAGCAUGCAUGUGAAGGAGUCACUUGGAGUCUAUGCAAGAUUGAAACUGUCUGAAUCAACGAAAAAAACACCAUCUCGACAGGGCUGAGGCAACAGUGCCACCAUGUACCCGAGCCCUAACAACCCAAAGAAACCCAGCUGCAUCAGCAGCAGCAUCACUGAGCUGCUGGGUGCCCUGUGUGACUCCAGCCUGUCUGGGGUGUCAUGGAAACGCCGUGCCCUGGGAGGAGUCUCAAGAGAAGCUUUCCGCAGAGCUCUCAAGAAGCGAGCCUACGGCGCCCUGCUGUCCAAGCUAUUUCAAGAUGGCACCAAAGGGUCUGCCUCAGGGCCGAGUGCCACAGCUAAUACACCACCCAGAAACAAAGUCCUGAUGAUAUGUUUUGACUUGCGUGUGGCAGGGUGCCGAGAGGAAGCAGAGAGGUUGGAGGAGCAGCUGGGGAGGCUGCCGGAGGGAGCAUCCUCUGGCCUGAAGGAAGUAGAAGCAGUCCUUGAGCUUUUGGUACAUCUAGCUGGUUCAGCACCUCCACCCCCUACCUCUUUCAGCAGGGACUACAUGAGACGAGAGAGGCCCGUGCUGCGGAGGCCUCGACCCUGGGGCUACCAGAGUGAGGAGCUGCAGAGGCUAGAGGCUCGGGCAUGGGGUCUAGUGUGUGGGGAGGAGUGGGGGACUUUGGAGAGUUUGUGCGGAACUCAGAGGUUGAUGGAUGCCCCUCCAGGCACAGGACUGCUGGCUCUGAGGACUAAAUUGGAAGCGGAAGAAAGAUUUGAGAGGGAAACCAGGCUGACGCUGUUUGGAGCACUGCAACACACUCGUACCUCAGACAUAGACAUAAGGCUGGACCUGCCUCCUGUUCCCAGUAAUAUUGAUGUAACUGGGCUGACUAUAAGGGUCCCUUCCUAUUUAGAUCAGUCUGAGGAUGAGGGCUUCCAGUCAGCUUCCAACCUGACCCCAGACUCUCAGUCAGAGCCCAGCCCCAUUCCAGACAUUGAUAUAUGGGAGGCUGCCCGCACAUUUGAGCCUGGAAGACGCCGCUGCUGGGAGUCUGUUGGCUGCCCACCUGGAAAAAAGGAGUCUCUCUAUCUAACAGAGGGAGGCAGGGAGGCCUUUGACCAACUCUAUCGUCUAUGGGAGGGGGAGAUGAGGGUGGUCAGCACUAGUACCCCCUCUCCUCUCCUCCCGCUGCCCCUGGACUCUCAGACACAACUCGUGUCUGACCUUCUUAAUGUCUUGAUCGGAGUGGCGUCCACGACCUUCCCUCUCAACCAGAGUGUUCAGUUUGAUGUCAGACCUGGUGUGUGCGUGUCAGGAGCCUCUCCAGAGAGUGUGUCUCGUCUCUUGGGGGAGCUGGCCCAGUACGGCACCUACUAUUUGAGGCUUAGCCGGUUUUCUCUGCAGAGUGCUGACAAAAAAGGCCUAGUCUUUCAGGCUUUUACAGGUGGUCUGCGGAAGUAUUUGCAUUACUACAGGGCUUGUGUUCUUAGCACUCCAACCAUCCUCAGCCUGUUGACUAUUGGCUUCCUCUUCCGCAAAGUGGGCCGCCAACUAAGGUACCUGUCAGAACUGUGCUGUGUAGAUGGGCCUUUGGGUGCAGGCCAGGCUACCUUCCCUGUGGGUGUUAAACUGCUGUCCUACCUGUACAAUGAAGCACAGAAUAACUGCAGCAAUGAGAACUAUCCGGUCCUGCUGUCGCUGCUGAAGAGCAGCUGUGAACCUUAUACACGGUUUGUGUCUGACUGGGUGUAUAGCGGCGUGUUUCGAGAUGUUUAUGGAGAAUUCAUGAUCCAGGUCAAUGAGGACUAUCUCAGCUUCAGAGACAAACACUUCUGGGUCCAAGGCUACACUCUGAUCUCAAAGGAUGUGGAGGAUUGUGUGCCCAUCUUCCUGAGACACAUUGGCAAUGACGUGUACGUCUGUGGAAAGACUAUCAACCUCCUCAAGAUCUGCUGCCCACAGCACUACAUCUGCUGGUCAGAGCUGCCAGUGCCUCGCAUUGCUGUCACCUUCUCCAUCCAGGAGGUGGAGGAGAUUGAGAGGGAUUGUGCUGUGUACCGUGGACGCAUGGAGAGGGUUGCUAAGCACAGCGCCAUCAGCAGGGAGGAGCAAGCCCAGCGAGCAGAGCAGGCACGCCAGGAGCUGAUCAAUCAGGUCAGAGAGUCAGCAGCCAAAACCCUGGAGAGCAUCCGCGGGCGGCAGGUGUCACAACGUCUGGCUGAGGAGGCCAAGAAGAGGGAGCGUUUUGAGGAGCUGAAACAGCACCUGGAGCAGGAGCAAGAGUGGCGAAGUGCAGCCAAGAAGAAGCAGGAGGAGGAUGACUUCAGCUUUGCCAGAGAGCUGAGGGACAGAGAGAAGAGACUACAAGCCCUGGAGGAGCAACUGGAGCAGAGAGCCAGGAAGGAGCUGAUUGCUCAGUAUAGCCAUCUGUCAGAGGAAGCAGCUCGCAGAGAGAGGCGGGCCCUGUGGCGGGUACAGCGAAUGAGACUUGACGAAGCCCGUGCUCAGUUCUUCAUGCAUGACAGGCUGCAGACUCAGACAAUUCUAGAGAAAUAUCCUUUAGGCCAGGAGAGACCUCCCAUGGAAGUAUUGCCUUCUGUUCCCUCAGCAAAGCAGACUGCACCACAACCAACACUGGAUUCGUCUCAACAGCAGCCAGAGAAGACUCAAGAAUCUGAUGCUGUAUCACCACCACCUGACGUAUCUUCCCAACCCACCCUCACCCUCCUUACAGUAGACCCUGCCCUCCUCUCUGAGGACAUUGACAUCAAUGAUUUUCUCCAUAAGUCACCAAAACCUGACAGUCAGCAGGUGGACAUGGCCCUGCAAGAGAUCGGCUCUGACCUACCUGAAGUGUGUCCUACAGCACAACUAGUAGACUAUGAUUUCAGUGCCCCCUUUAGUCCACUUGAGGGUAUCACUGGCCAAGCCUCAGCCCAGUCCUGGCCUCGCUGGGGACCUGCAGUCCAGCCUGACUUGAUCCAAAACCACCCCUCUUUUUCUCACAUCCCCAUAGGAGAGAACAUGUCUCAAGUCCAGGAGACUAUCCCCAAAGCCAGCCCCUUUGGCCAAGCCUCCAAAUCUAGCAUUCCUCUAGGCCAAUACACCCUAGAGGAGCCCCAAAAUACAUCUAAAGCAAGCGUUUAUGGACAUCCCUCUCAUGCCUCAGUGCAUCUAGUAGAUGGGAGUGGCUCAAUGACAGACAACAAGCAGGCGGAAACUGCAUCUGUGAUGGAAGAGAAGACUGAAAUGAGGAAUUUGGAAAGUAAAGUAGAAGCAAAUGAAGAUAAGGUUAAAUCUGUUGAGGCUACAAAAGAAGAUGAUGUGGUUGAUACUGCCCAUUCUCAUCACAAAGUAGUGACAAGUCUUUCUGACUGCGGUGGGAUUGAAACACCUGAUGCAAGCACUCAAGACCACAGCUCAGAUGCUCAAGAUAAAGUUGGUGAAAAUAGUUCUUUGCCAAACAUUCAUGUCUCCAGUGCACACCUAAAAGUUGGAGAGCUGGUUUCAGAUGCUGUUGCCCCUCAGCCUUCACCUAGCAUCCCUGGACGUUCCUCUGAUGCUCGCAUAAAGGUGGGACAGUUUGUAUCAGAGGUAACUGCUCCUCUUCCAUCCCCUAACGUCCAUGGUCAUGCCACAGAUUCACACAUCAAGAUUGGAGAACAUAUUUCGGAAGUUGAUGCUCCUCUACAUUCCUCCAGUGUUCACGGUCACUCUACUGAUGCUCACAUUAAAGUUGGAGAAAACGUUUCAGAGUUUGUCGCUCCUUUUCCUACUCAAAAUAUCCACGGUCAUGUCUCAGAUGCCCACAUCAAAGUUGGUGAGCAUGUUUCAGAUGUAGUUGUGCCUCUGCCCUCCCCCAAUGUUCAUGGUCACAGUUCAGAUGCCCACAUUAAAGUUGGAGAAAAUGUCUCGGAUGUUGUUUCACCACUUCCUGCUCCCAGCAUACAUGGGCACUCCUCUGAUGCUAAUAUAAAAGUGGGUGAAUUUGUGUCCAACAUACCUGAAGCAAGACUUCGUUGGAGUAAACAUGGGCAUGCCUCAGACUGCACCCUUCAACCAGGCUGUGCGGUAUCUGGAACUGAACCCGCCUUGUCUGCUCUACCUGGAAGCUCUUAUGGUCACUCCUCAGACUCAGCGUUGGGUACUGGAUGUGUAGUUUCAGGAAAUGAACCCAAACGUUCUCCUCUACCCAGCAGUGCCCAUGGUCAUUCUUCAGACUCAAAUUUAGGCAUCGGAUGUGUUGUGUCCAAAACAGAACCACUUCCAUCACCACUACCAGGCAGCGACUACGGCCACUCCUCUGAUUCGACGCUGGGGGUGGGUUGUGUGGUGUUGGGGACGGAGUUGCAACCCUCUGGACUACCAGGCAGCACUUACGGCCACUCAUCAGAUUCAACGCUGGGGGUGGGUUGUGUGGUGUUGGGAAUGGAGCCACAACCCUCUGGACUACCAGGCAGCACUUACGGCCACUCAUCAGAUUCGUCACUUGCAGUUGGAUGCGUGGUGAAGGGCAAAGACAGUGGACAUCAGCAGAAGACAGAGGACAAUGAUGAUGGUAAAGGUUAUAAAUCGGACCGCCCUGGUGAGCAGCUGGUUGAGAGCAUGGGGUCCUGGGCAGCAGGCUUCGGUUUGUCCCCUGGAGAAAAGUCUGAGCAGGAAUACCUCUUGGCUUUGUGUGCUCAGUACCAGGUGGAAUACUAUGAAGACUGCUACAACCUAAUGGCUUCGUCCCCCGAGUGUCAGCUGCUGAAGCAGGUAACUCGGGGCCCCUGGGGUCUUCCUAUGGACCCCACACUCCGCAGAGCCACUGACACCACUGCUGUGCAACUCAGCGAGAUGGUUUCCCUGCCAGUUCUGAUAAAACACUCUGUCACUACCCCGCUCAUCACACAUGUAUCUUUGGUGAACAAGGCAGUGGUGGACUACUUCUUUGUGGAGUUGGGGGUGGAAAGACACUUUGAGGCGCUGCGCCACUUCCUGCUGAUGGAGGAUGGCGAGUUCGCACAGUCCCUCAGCGAUCUGCUCUUUGAAAAGCUGGGCAGUGGCCAGACUCCCGGCGAGCUGCUGACCCCCCUGGUCCUGAACUCCAUCCUCAGUAAGGCCCUGCAGUACAGCUUACAUGGGGACACCCCUUUAGCUGGCAACUUCACCUUCGCCCUGCGCUUCCUCCCAGAGACCUUCCACCCGCACGCCCCUGAUUCUCUCAACUGUCUGGAGCUACGCUACAAGGUGGACUGGCCGUUGAACAUCAUCAUCACGGACAGCUGCAUGAACAAGUACAACCGUCUGUUCUCGUUCCUGCUACAGCUCAAACACAUGGUGUGGAGCCUCCGCGAGGUCUGGUUCCACCUCAAGAGAACAGCGCUGGUGAAAGGUGCAGGUCGCUCGGUGCAGUUUCGUCAGCUGCAGCUUUACAGACAUGAGAUGCAGCAUUUUGUCAAGGUGAUACAGGGUUACAUCGCCAACCAGAUCCUGCAAGUGUCCUGGAGCGAGUUCACAGCCAAGCUGGCCACUGCCAGCGACCUGGAUGCCAUCCACCGCACACAUGCAGAUUACCUCAACAGAGCCAUCUUCAGGGGUUUGCUGACAGAGAAAGCAGCUCCGGUCAUGAACAUCAUCCACAGCAUCUUUAGCCUGAUCCUCAAGUUUCGGGCCCAGCUGAUCGCACGGCCCUGGGACAGCCAGCAGGGGGAGGCAGUGCACCCCAGCUUUGUUGCCAUGCAGCAGUCGUACAACACCUUCAAGUAUUAUUCUCACUUCCUUUUCAAAGUGGUGACCAAGCUGGUGAACAGAGGCUACCAGCCUCAUCUAGAGGACUUCCUGCUUCGCAUUAACUUCAACAACUACUACAAAGACUCCUGAGCUGUGUACUGGUGUAUAUGUUGUACCUAAGUGUGAGUACUUGACAUAAUACAGGCCAUUUGUUAGAUACUUAUCCAAUGCACCAUUGUGUACCACGCGUGUUUACAUUUUUGGAAUCCACUAUAUGUGUUUAUUAGACAGAAGACAGAUACUCAGACGUGUAUAUAAUACAUUAAUUUCCAAAACACAUUUAAAAACCCACCUGUGCUUUAUAUCAAGGCAUGGAUUUGACAUUCAAACCACUUUAGGCAAUCACUGUGCAGGAUUUGAACUACAUGUCUGUGUGCUUGAUGAAUGGCUUUGCUUCUAAAAUUGUAUACUGCCAAAGCUUGUAAUUGAGAUGAAGCGAUGCCGUCUGUAAUAUCUCCCAUGUUCAGGUGUGCCUCCAGCUGUGUAGAUUUUAAGUGCAUAUAAGUUAAAUGUCAAUUAUAUGUAAAUACAAAAGCAAAAUGCUUUGUCUAAUAAAUGCUUUAUUCUCUG
Molecule: messenger RNA, 6583 nt
Organism: Siniperca chuatsi (mandarin fish)
Lineage: Eukaryota; Metazoa; Chordata; Actinopteri; Centrarchiformes; Sinipercidae
Gene: tubgcp6
Product: tubulin, gamma complex associated protein 6
Exons: 25
Coding region: 350-6103 (1917 amino acids)
Biological process (GO): meiotic cell cycle; microtubule nucleation; spindle assembly
Cellular component (GO): spindle pole; gamma-tubulin complex; centrosome
Molecular function (GO): microtubule minus-end binding; gamma-tubulin binding
Source: RefSeq, a predicted model, not a curated record